Molecule: messenger RNA, 4218 nt
Organism: Arachis duranensis
Lineage: Eukaryota; Viridiplantae; Streptophyta; Magnoliopsida; Fabales; Fabaceae
Exons: 2
Coding region: 1-4218 (1405 amino acids)
Biological process (GO): DNA integration
Molecular function (GO): nucleic acid binding; RNA-DNA hybrid ribonuclease activity
Source: RefSeq, a predicted model, not a curated record
AUGGAAGUUUAUCAACAAAUAGCCGAGAAGGGGAUCCUGGCGAAGCCCCGACCACUCAAGGACCGUACGGGAGGAAACAAGAACCUCUAUUGCGACUACCACAAGGGUUACGGUCACCAAACGCAGGACUGCUUUGACCUGAAAGACGCACUAGAACAAGCGAUAAGGGAAGGCAAGCUAGCAGCAUUCUCCCAUCUUAUCAGAGAGCCGAGGAGACGCUAUCGCGACCAUGACGAAGAAGCCAAAACCCGUUCGGCAAAGCGGCGACAAGAGCCAGAAGAUAGAGACCACGGCCUCACUGUGAUAAACGUGGUAACAGCCAAAAACACCGCGCCAAAAUCCCGAUCGGCGCACAAGAAAGAUGCCAAGGUCUUGGCGGUCUCCUCCUCGUUGGUGCGAAACUCUAGGAAGCCUCCGUCCAUUUCUUUCGGCCCGGAAGACAAAUGGUUCGACGACGCCCCGGAAAACCCUCCCAUGGUCACUACGGCCAGAGUGGAAACCGGCCUCGUCAAACGCAUCCUUGUCGACAUAGGGGCUGAUUCAAACAUCAUGUUCCGCAACGUAUUUGACGCACUGGGGCUAAGGGACGCCGAUCUAACGACCCACCAACACGGGGUCAUUGGAUUGGGCGACCACUUCAUUAAACCUGACGGAGUAAUAUCCCUACCGAUCUCGGUAGGACAAACCCAAGGUCGAAGGUCGACGAUGGCCGAGUUCGUGAUCCUCCGAGAUUCCACCGCCUAUAACAUCAUCUUGGGAAGGAAGACGAUAAACGAUGUUGAAGCGAUAAUCAACACGAAGCUGCUAGUCAUGAAGUUCGUUACUGAUGAUGGGUCUAUAGGGUCCAUAAGAGGGGAUCUCGAGACGGCGGUCGCCUGCAACAACGCCAGCCUCUCCCUAAGAAAGAAAUCAAAAGAGGCGUCCGGUGUGUUCCUAGCUGACCUGGACGCCAGAGUAGACGACAAACCUAGACCGGAACCAGAAGGGGACCUGGAAAAAUUCAUAAUCGGCGACACAGAGGAGAAAUUCACGUUCAUCAACAAGAACCUCCCACAAGAGUUAAAGGAGCCCUUGAUCAAAAUGAUAAGGGCCAAUAGGGAUUUGUUCGCCUGGACACCUGCCGACAUGCCGGGCAUAGACCCAAAAAUCAUGUCACACCAUCUGGCCGUCAGGACGGAAGCACGCCCGGUAACGCAACGCAGAAGAAAGAUGUCGACAGAAAGGGCGGAGGAAGUGGCCAGGCAGACGGCCAGCCUCCUAGAAGCAGGUUUCAUACGAGAAGUAGACUACUCGACGUGGCUCUCGAAUGUUGUUCUAGUGAAAAAGCACAACGGCAAGUGGAGAAUGUGUGUAGACUACUCUGACCUUAACAAGGCAUACCCAAAGGAUUGUUUCCCCCUCCCUAACAUAGACGCGCUCGUCGACGCUGCGGCGGGCUACCGUUACCUGAGCUUCAUGGACGCCUACUCCGGUUACAACCAGAUACCGAUGCACCGUCCAGAUGAAGACAAGACGGCGUUCAUAACGCCAGGGGGAACCUUCUGCUACAAGGUGAUGCCGUUCGGCCUGAAAAACGCAGGAGCAACAUACCAAAGGCUGAUGAACAAGAUAUUCCACGAUCUUAUAGGCAAAACAGUGGAAGUCUACGUCGACGACGUCCUCACGAAAACAACGCGACCUGACGACCUCCUAAAGGAUCUGGAAAACGUAUUCGCUUCUCUCCGGCAACACGGCAUGAGGCUGAACCCCCUCAAAUGUGCCUUCGCCAUGGAAGCUGGCAAGUUCCUAGGAUUUAUGAUAACUCAGAGAGGGGUAGAAGCCAACCCGGAGAAGUGCCAGGCGAUACUCCAGAUGAAGAGCCCAGGUUGUAUCAAGGACGUCCAAAGGUUGGCGGGGCGGCUGACCUCAUUAUCCCGGUUUCUCGGAGCAUCGGUAACAAAGGCCCUGCCAUUCUUUAACCUCAUAAAGAAAGGGAUGGCGUUCGAGUGGACACCCGCAUGUGAGGAAGCCUUUCAGCACUUCAAGGAAAUCCUGGCGGCACCACCUGUGCUCGGGAAGCCAAAGGACGGGGAGCCGCUAUACCUAUACCUCGCCAUAACAGGAGAAGCCCUGGCCGUAGUUCUGGUACGGGAAGAAGGGAGGGCUCAACAGCCAGUCUAUUUCAUAAGCAGAGCCCUGCAAGGGGCAGAAAUAAGGUACAGCAAACUGGAAAAGCUAGCUCUAGCGCUCUUGACCUCCUCACGAAGGUUAAAGCAAUACUUCCAAAGUCACCAGGUUGUCGUAAGAACGGACCAAGGGAUCCGGCAAGUACUUCAAAAACCCGACUUGGCGGGGAGAAUGAUGACUUGGUCCAUCGAACUCUCCCAAUACGACAUACGAUACGAACCCCGGCAAGCCAUCAAGGCGCAGGCGGUGGCAGAUUUUCUGGUAGAAGUAACUAGGGACCCGACCGAAGAAACGAGCACACGGUGGAAACUCCACGUAGACGGAGCUUCCAACCAGACGUUUGAAGGGGUCGAGAUCAUCCUGGAAAGCCCGGUUGGAGUCGUAUACGAGCAGUCGAUCAGGUUUGAAUUUCCCAUUUCGAACAACCAGGCAAAAUACGAAGCCCUUAUAGGGGGCUUGACCCUAGCAGCGGAAGUCGGAGCAACAAGGCUGGAAAUAUGCAGCGAUUCUCAGGUCGUCACCUCCCAGGUAAACGGGAGCUACCAAGCCAAAGACUCGUUAUUACAAAAGUACUUGGAAAAAGUCAAAAACUUAAGCCAAAAAUUUGAGGAGGUCACGGUCCACCACGUUCCUAGAGAAAGGAACACACGGGCAGAUCUCCUAUCGAAGUUGGCCAGCACUAAACCGGGAGAAGGCAACCGGUCUCUCAUCCAAGGUAUAACGAAAGAGCCAGCGGUCGCUCUGCACGUGUCAACGCUAGGCUCUUCAUGGCUAGACCCUAUCACCAGCUUCCUAGAAAAUGGUAAACUCCCUGACGACGAAAAGGACGCGGCGAAACUGAGAAGGGAAGCAGCCAAAUACGCGGUCAUCCAAGGACAGCUAUUCAAGAAAGGACUCAACCAGCCCCUGCUGAAGUUCUUGCAUCCCGACCAGACGGACUACGUCCUUAGGGAAGUCCAUGAAGGCUGCUGCGGACACCACAUAGGAGGUAAGGCCCUGGCAAGAAAAUUAAUUCGAGCCGGAUACUAUUGGCCGUCAAUGAUGGCAGACUCCAAGGAGUUCGUCAAAAAAUGUGUGAAGUGUCAAGAGAACGCCAAUUUUCACAGGGCACCGGCCUCCGAGUUAAGCCUGUUAACGUCCUCCCAGCCAUUCUCUCAAUGGGGAAUCGACCUUCUAGGACCCUUCCCAGUCGGUCCCGGGCAAGUCAAAUAUCUCAUAGUCGCCAUUGAUUACUACACCAAAUGGAUAGAAGCCGAACCGCUGGCUAGCAUAUCCUCAUCCAAUUACAAGAAAUUCGUGUGGAGGCAGGUGAUAACACGAUUCGGGAUUCCAGAAGUCGUCAUCUCGGACAACGGUACGCAGUUCACCGACAAGAAGUUCACGGAAUUCCUCACCGGCCUGGGUAUAAGACAGAGGUUCUCCUCGGUAGAGCACCCCCAGACAAACGGACAGGUGGAGUCCGCAAACAAGAUUAUCCUUUUAGGGCUGAAGAAGCGAUUGGAUGAUAAGAAGGGUGCUUGGGCCGACGAAUUAGCCUCGGUCCUCUGGUCUUACCGAACAACCGAACAGUCCUCCACUAAGGAGACUCCUUUCCGUCUAACAUAUGGGUUAGAGGCGGUAAUACCCGUAGAGAUCGGGGAACCGAGCCCCCGGUUACUUUUGAAAGGAGUGGAGGAAGCCGUGGAAAAGGACCUGAUGGAUGAAGCCAGAGAAAGGGCCCAUUUGACAGAGAUAGCGCUAAAACAAAGAAUGGCCCUACGCUACAACACCAAAGUGCUCAAAAGGGAAUUCGAGCCGAACGAUCUCGUCCUAAGGCGAAACGACAUUGGCCUACCGACCCCUGGAGCAGGCAAGCUGGCGGCAAACUGGGAAGGCCCUUAUAGAAUCAAAGAAGCAAUGGGGAAAGGCGCUUUCAAGUUAGAGAGGCUAAAUGACAACACGCUCUAUCGCAACCCGACAACGAUGCGCGGCCCCAGGACUGAUCACCCCGGGAGCCCAUCAAAUACCGUGAUAACAAACGACUACGCAAAAGGCCACGGCUCGUUAAUAUAA